AUGAGUGAACACGAAUGUUUUCUAAAUUCAGAAGAGUUAUCAGCUGGAGGUUUAGAAGUUAAACACGUUUUAACUACAUAUGCAGAUGUUUGUGCAAAAAUAAAAGAACAUGAAAUGCUGUACACAGUGCAUUACGUUGUAGCUUUCAAAAAAAAUAUGGAAAAAAAUAUUGAAGACAUUAUGAAGAAAAAUCACAAGGUAUAUUUUGAGCAUAAAGAUUAUCCCUACACAGGGAUACCCUUCAUUAUUUCAUCAUGUUGUACUCUUGACUGCCAACAAGGAAAAGAUAAAAAUUGUGCAUCAAAAUCUAAAAACAGAAUGAAAAAAAACCUAGAAGCUGCAACAGAUCAUUCUUGCCAGAAAAAGCGAAUAUUUUUGCAGGAUACCAAGAAAUUUGAUUGUCUCGCCAACAUUACUAUAAAAGAAAUAAUAGAAUUCCCUGAUUUUAAGCUAGAAAGAGAUUCUUUAUAUCUAAGAAGAGAAGCUUCAAAGAAACUGCACUAA
Hydra vulgaris (swiftwater hydra) is the source of this 504-nucleotide messenger RNA. The record is from RefSeq and is a predicted model, not a curated record. NCBI's taxonomy places the organism in Eukaryota, Metazoa, Cnidaria, Hydrozoa, Anthoathecata, Hydridae.